Paracoccidioides lutzii Pb01 is the source of this 1596-nucleotide messenger RNA. RefSeq lists its product as hypothetical. Bases 1 to 1596 code for a protein of 531 amino acids. Gene Ontology annotation, molecular function: CDP-diacylglycerol-glycerol-3-phosphate 3-phosphatidyltransferase activity. The transcript has 3 exons. Gene Ontology annotation, biological process: cardiolipin biosynthetic process. Gene Ontology annotation, cellular component: mitochondrion. The record is from RefSeq and is a predicted model, not a curated record.
AUGAUAAAGCGCCUUGGGCCACAAGCCACAAGCUACACUUGUCGCAGGCCUAUGCUUCCACGACGAUGUUCUAUCCGCAAAUUCACAUCGCAUCCAAGCCCUGCACCAGCCCAUCCUUCCUCCGCAUCACCACUUGGGGUGAUUACAGUUGAACUGGACAAUAUUGCACCUCGAUUUGAAAUACAGGCCUCUCAAAUUAACAUUUUGGACUCUCCAGCUGCGUUCUACGAAGCUCUCAAGGAUAAAAUUCGAAAUGCGAAAAGGAGAAUAUAUCUCUCAACACUAUAUAUUGGCAAAACGGAAUAUGAACUUAUUGGCAUUAUCAAUGGAGCUCUACAGAAGAACCCAGAACUCCAAGUGUCGAUCCUGACAGACGCUUUGAGAGGGACUCGCGAGACCCCGGGUCAAUCCUGUGCCUCCCUUCUGGCUUCUCUAGUUUCAGAGCAUGGACCAGAUCGCGUAGAGAUACGGAUGUUUCACACUCCCAACCUCACUGGAUUGAGAAAGCGAAUCAUUCCAAGAAGAAUAAAUGAAGGAUGGGGCCUGCAGCAUAUGAAGUUGUAUGGCAUUGAUAAUGAAAUAAUACUUUCCGGAGCAAACCUCUCCAAUGACUACUUUUCGAACCGAGCAGAUAGAUAUCAUGUUUUUAACUCUAAACCGCUCACAGACUAUUACUCCCGAAUUCACAAUGGGGUAUGCAGCCUCAGUUUUCAGAUGCUUUCGGACUCAAAGGAUAAAGAAGGAUAUACUUUGUCCUGGCCAGCUUCAAAUGGAGCUCCGUCACCCCUCGAUGAUCGAGAGAACUUCAUUUCACAUGCAUCUACAGUUUUGGCGCCAUUAGUUAAGCCGUUGAAAUCCAAGGCUCUACCGCUGCCAGCGUCAUCUAAACCAACAUUAGUAUAUCCGGUAGCGCAGUUUAGCCCAUUAUUAAAACCCGACGAAUCCACAGAGUAUCCCGCCGUGACAAAGCUCCUCAGCCUCCUUUCCACCACCCCUGCUCUAGCCAACUCCAGCUGGCUCUUCACAGCGGGGUACUUCAACAUCCAUCCCGUCCUUUCUUCACUGUUAAUAUCCAGCACAUCCCCAUCAAAAGCUACUGUUUCCAAGCCCCAAGGUACGGUCCUUACCGCCUCACCCUGGGCAAACGGGUUUUAUGGUUCAGCUGGUGUCUCAGGUAUGCUUCCGGCAGCAUACACCCAUCUAUCUGCAAGAUUCCUGGACCGUGUUGCGGAAGCGCAGAGAACAAACUCCAUCCAAUGGAAGGAAUGGCGGCGGGGAACUGUUGGUGAAUCGGGAGGAUGGAGCUACCAUGCCAAGGGCCUUUGGAUAACCCUUCCCGGGGAACAGCAGCCGAGCAUUACGUUUGUAGGGAGCAGUAACUUCACGAAGAGAAGUUAUGGCCUUGAUUUGGAAGUUGGUGCUAUCGUGGUGACGUCCAACGAGGCGUUGAAACAGAGGUUAGCUGAGGAAACGGAGUGGUUGCAGAAAGAUGCCAGUGUUAUGUCCAGAGAUGAUUUGAGGAAAGAAGAGCGGAGGGUGAGCUGGAAUGUACGAUUAGCUAUGUGGAUUGUGGAGAAACUUGGGGGGGCUUUGUAG